AUGGAAAACUCACAGCUUUACAUUCCACUUCUCUCUAAAGUUUUCCCUGAAGAAUCCAACACCACGUCAUCCAUCACUUCAAGCUUUACUCGCUUUCUUUCGAAAUCCCUUGAGCCAGAAUUAUACUCUAUGAAGGCUGCGAUUUUUGAUAUAAAUUCUAGCUUUGGGAAAAUUCUCCCAAAUUACCUUCAUUGCCCAUAUGGGAUAGUUGCUAUGGAAAAGCUCCCUGAUGAAACCCAUUUUUUAGCUGCCACAUAUGAAGGCUAUGCCUUGAUAUUUGAUAUAAAAACUGGACAUAUUGAUGACAAAAAAAUCUGUGAAAGGUUGAGUGAUGUUAAAGCAUUUCCUUUUGCAAAGGUUUCGCUAUUUUUAGGAGAUUCAUCCAUAUUUACGCUCAGUGUCCCUAAUUAUAGCUUAAUUAAAUACGGCAUCUUGGGUAUGGCAUUCUGCAGGUUUUACCGACCCAAAAAUGUAUAGCAAUGCUAGGUAAGCAAUUAUGGCAGUGUAGCUACCUAGCACUAGUCCGCUUUCAGAAUUGGAUUUUUUUACCUCAAGGGAAAAGGAGGGCACGAAGUUGUAAAGGGAAAGCUCAGAAAAGUCUAGUAGCUCCUAGCGUGAAGCCAAGAGUUACGCCUCGGGCUUCAUGCUUUUCUUUUUGCCGAAGUCGAUUAGAAAUUCCAUAUUUUGGGUGGGACAACCUUUGUAAAGCCCACGCAGAAGAGAAGUCUUGCCCUCUCCCAACUCUAGUUCAAAAGACAAUGGAAGACAGAAAUAUAGAACCCUAUUUCAGAGGUGCGAUGAAAUUAGACGAUGAAGAAUAGGAAAGGUGGUAUUCUAGCUAAACAGCCAAACAAAUUUAUUAUCCCAAAUCGAGUAAGUUCUCUCUGGCGACUUCGCAAAGCAGAUAAUUCCCUGGGAUCUUUGGUGGUUGUGUUGCUAACAAUGCAGCAGUAAAAUUGUUAAUAAUGCUAAUGUCAAUUUAGUCCCUAAUUUCAAUAUAGGAGAGAUUAAAUUUGAGUCUAGCGUAAAAUCAAUUGCACAGUCAGCUGACAAAAAAGAACUUUAUAUUUUAUUAGAAAAGGAGCUGAUAAAAAUAGAGCCACCUGAUUUCGAAAAUAGACAAAUAGUGCUGACAGGGGAAAAUUAUUUAAGUUUAUGUAUGUCUCCAAAUAAGAAAUUUGCAAUUGCAAAUAAAGAAGGAAAGCUCUUUAUAUAUGACUUAUAGCAAGCAUAAAACCCUCAAAGGCCUAACCCCAAUCUAGAGUAAGAAUAAAAAAUUCAAUAGUAUAUUCAUAUUUAAUGCAAAAUAAAUAAGUAAACCACUAUAAGCAAUAAAAUUUUCAAAAGGCAAAUACUUGAUCCAAACUAAAGAAAUAAUACCAGACAUAUUUAUAAAUGUGCUUAAAAAUCAUAAUGGGUUGAACAAUAAGCUCUAAUUUCUAUGAUUUUAAUAUAUCAUAUAAAUAGGGAGUUAAUAAUUGGGGUGGGGAUGGGUUUUAUGUUUGACCAGACUUAGGCUUUAUUAAAAUUGGGGAAGCCCAAUUAAGAAAGGAAACAAUUGUGAAAAUAUUUUCUGCUUCUGAAAGCAAAGUAGUAACUAUGAAUUGCAGGAAAAAAAUCAUCAAAAUUAUCGAAAUAGGCUCUUUUGAAAUUAUUACGGAAAUCAAAACUAAUGAUUCAGCCAGCUGUGUCGCUAUAACAAACAAUGAAAAAACAUUAAUUUAUUCAGAAAAUUCUAGUAUAGUUUUUUGAAAUAUCCAAGCAAAUAAAAUUGAGGGAAAAAUUAAUGCACAUGAAGAUAGAAUUAGAUAUUUAGGAUUAAGCCUAAAUAAUGAUUGCAUUUAUUCAUGUGGUAUUGAUGGGAAAUUUUCUGUACUUAAAUAUCCAGAAUUCUCGGUUGAAAAAACCAAAAAAGCACAUAAAUUUGAAGUAAACCCAUGAAAUGGAGAUAUUAUAAUUCAUACUAACUCACCAUUGGAACAAAAUGUUGGUAAAAUUCCCAUUUUUUGGGUUAAUUAAAACCCAUAUUAAUUGGAACAAUAGAAUUUUUUUUUAGUAAAAAUUCUAAUUUUAAUAAAAUUAGUUUUGACCUAAUUUAAUAGAGAUCGCGCAAGUUAAAAAUUUGACAAACUAAAUGGAUUAACUUUUAAAUUAAUUUCUAUAUAAAAUAAAUUAAAAUUUCUAAAUAUAUUUAAUUUAUAUUUUUAAUUUUAUAUAUAUUCAUAUUUAUUUUAUUUUUUGUUCCAAUUUAAAGGAGGAGGAGUAAGAAAGAAUUAAAAUUGUGAGACUUCGAUAGAGAUUUCGAUAAAGAACUUGAUGAAUUGGAAAAUUUCAAUAGAAAAUUUGAUAUUUUAAAUAUCAAGAUACACAACUAAAAAUGGAAUGUAUGAGUUAGGGGUUCUGUCCCCUAUACUCGUCCUAGUGAGGGAAGUUCAUUCUUCCUGAAGGAAAUCAGCGUUGGAACUGCUUCGGCAGCUCCAAGUGUACUUGAAUCACAUUCAAGGCAAGAAGCGAGACUCGUCUGGACCAUAGACUACUGUAACGGUUCGACGGUUAGGCCGAUUCCACCUACCGUUGUUCAGAGCUGUACGCGUGGAUGGAAUUCUUGAAGGGUGAGCUUGUAUUGUCAGAUCCUAAGAUAAGUGGGGGUCGACAAAGAGUUAUCGUAAUCUUAAUCUUAAAUAUCAAGAUAGUAAAAAAAGAUAUCAUUAUUUAUUUAUAUAGCAACUGUGUAUGCAAAAUAAACACCUCUACAAACGAAAAGAAAAUUUUCAAAUUAAGCGGAGAUAAGUUAAGUUAUUAAAUUAUGCUGGUUAUAAGCGGAUGAACCCGCUAAAGUCGUCCAACUUGCCUUCAACAGCUGGAUUUAUGGUUUGAGACACACCUGCUCAGGUGAUUAGUUCUUUGGGUAGAGUACCGUCUGUUGGUCUCGAUAUAGAAAACUAUGAGGAAGGUAAAAACCUUCAUAGCCCAUCUGGCAGGGACAGAAAAACAUUCAGGGGAGAAACCUCCCUUUUCUGUAAGGCUUCCCCAGCCUGAAGACUUACUCGAAAAAUGACAUAAGCACUAUAUCAGCUUCAUCAGGAUGGAUCCUACCUGCUCCAUAGGAGUGCCUUGGAGUCCAAUUUCCGUCAUUGCCACUCUUUUAUUCUAAAGUGAAGAUAGGCACGAUAGCUUUAUUUGUGCAGAAAUCAGCCCUGAUGGGAAAUUUUUAGCUACUGGCGGCCAUUCCCAAAAGCUUUGUUUGUGGGAUAUAGAUACGAUGACUAAGCAAAAAGAAUUCAAAGGGCAUGACAAUUAUAUACAUUGCAUAUUAUUUUUGCCAUACUCAAAAAUCAUUUCUUCUGGCUGUGCUACUGGAAUUAUAAGAUUUUGGGGCCUUGAAACUGAAAAAGAAGUAAUUUCUGCACUUAAAGCCCACGAUAAAGUUAUUGAAGUACUAAAAGUUAUCAAAGAUGAAACAAUCUUAAUUGUCGGCUGCGAUUAUGGAAUAGUAACAAUAUGAAAAUGAAGGGAAAAAUUGCUAUUAAAUACAAUCAAUCCAAACGGUGGAAAUAUAAAAGAUAUUUAUAUAGUCCCAGACGAGCGUUCAAUGAUCACUUGCUCAUAUCAUGGAAAAAUCUCUUUUUGGUGCUUGGAAACUUAUAGUCGAUUAUUUUUCUACGAUACAAAAACUUUCAUAUGGAAUCUCAGGUUGACUUAUUUAAUUAGUGUUUAAAAUGGCGCUUGGUUCCUCAAGCCACGUUAUAUCUGCUAUAUAGGCAGCUUUUUAAUCUAACUCAUGACGUCCCAGGCCAUCUUACCCCGUACUCUUAUAUCAGACGCUAUGAAAUUUUCCAUUAGAUUAUGUGUGCUACUUGCCCGUUAUCAAACCUCAUAGGGCGCGAUACCUUACUCUUUAUUUGAAUCCUCCGCGUCUUUCUCGGGGCAUCAUGUAGCAAAACCCUGUACUCCUAAAAUUCAAGGGCCAAGCCUUCCUACCCCAUGUGGUAAGCAUUUUGGCAUAGCAGGAUAAAGGGUGCUAGGAAUACUGAACCCACAAUAAUAAUAUUGAGAAAAGGUGGAAAAAUUAAUGGAGAGAAUUUGCUCUGAGUAGCCAUUUACUAUUAUUGGAAUUUCAGGUUGACAGAUGAUAAUAAACAUUUAAUGUAUAUUGAUUCAAGAACCAAUAUAAACGAGGGGAAAAUUCACAAUAAAAAUUGCGAAAUCGUAAUGAAGUCGAAUCCACUGAUAUCUGAUAUUGUUCAAGCAUGUGGCCAUGGGAAUAAUUAUGACUAUAUGAAAUAUGUAAGUUGCAUCAUUUCAAAUAGGAGGGUAGCUUACGAUCCAGAUAUGGACAAUUGGAUUAUUUUGCCUUAUAAAAUUAACACACUUCAUCUUUAUUCAUAUUUUAACCGUCCUGUUCACCUUAAAGCUGCAUUAUCAAAUCAAGCCUCAUUGUUUAACAACAUCUACAACCAAAACCCCUUAUCAUUAUCGGCAUCAAAAGGUUUUGAAAGCUGCCUAAACGCGAUAAUUGCCUCAAUGGGAAAAUAUUUAUCUCAUAAUCCUUACUCAUUUUCAAGUAUAAGCAAUUCUACACUUAUUGUGCUAAACAAAUCUGGGUACUCUACAAUAGACAAUUUUUAUAGAUUUGCUUUUACAAAAUAUGAAGGCUACAGAACAACUAAGUUCUGUGAUGAUUCAGUUAAUACCCCAAUUUUUAGACACUCUAAUGACCCUAUACCAGUUGAAUCUGACUUUUUAAGUCCCAAUGACAAAAAGCAAGAAGAAAAACCAAUAAAAUUUAUGCAUUCUUUAAUAGCUUGCGGACUAAGUUUUGGUACCAAAGAUAGCAUUGAUUUUCUAAACAGCAUCAGAGAUUCGCCAAAUUCAAGAAUUUUAAUCACAAAAUUCAUACAGUCAUUACUUGACUAUAAAUGAAAUAAGCUGAAAUGGAUGAUGUACACACAAGCUCUUCUUUAUUUAAUAUUUAUGCUACUGCUAUCAGUAUAUGUACUCGAUUUUAUUGACGCAAAAAAGCAAACUAUUGUGCUUUUAUCAUUCAGCACCCUCUUAACGUUCUAUGAAGUAUAUCAAUUUUUUGCUUCCCCUCUUGACUAUAUCAAAGAUAUAUGAAAUUAUGUUGAUUUGAUAAGAUCAUAUUUUACAAUUAAUUAUGCAAUCUUUAUAUGGUGUGACUACGACUCAGUCACAGCCCAUGAUUUUUUAGCAUAUCUAGUCAUUGUGUCGUGGCUCAGAGGAAUAGCAUAUUUUAGGCUGUUUAAAAAUACAAGAUAUAUGGUCAAUUUGCUGACAGAAGUUGUCAAAGAUAUGUUUUCAUUCCUAAUCCUUUUGUUUUAUUCAACAGCUGCGUUUUCAUUUAUCUUUACAGUUCUUGAUGAUGAAGGAUGGAGCUAUUUGAAAUAUUUGACUAUUUCUUAUAGAAUUGAUUUAGGGGAUUUCGAUACAAGCUAUAUGAAUUCAAUGCAGUGGCUUUUCUUUGUGCUGGCGACUAUGUCGAAUAUGAUUAUUAUGCUGAAUUUAUUGAUUUCCAUAAUGUCGAUCACUUUGGAUAGAGUCCAAGAAUUUUCAGAAAUUGCUGAUAAGAAGGAACUAUUAUUAAUCGGUCAAAUUAUUAUCAGCCUUGAUAUAAAAAUAUUUUAGCUUGAAAAAGCAUAUAUAGGCUAUAUUAAUAAAUUGUAAUUGCCAAGGCUAAUAAGAAAUUUAUACUAUUAAUUAUAGUAGGGAUGAUCAUCGAGCUAGAAACUUUGUUGUUUUGGAGAAGAAAACUUGAAGGGACUCAUUAUUUUCAUCUAUGCCAGGAAGAUAAAGCAGAUGAUAAAGAAAAAAAUAUGGCAACAAGGGUGCAUGCGAUUAAGAGAAACUUAAAGGCAUUCCAGAAUGAAACUAGGCAUGAAAUUAAUGAGGUUGUUGGAGAAGUUAGAGGGCUCAGAGAGGCUGUAAUGGAGAUGAAAGAAACGUUGAAAAUUCUAGUUGAGGAGAAGAGUAGACAAAAAAGAGAGAUCAAUGAGUCAAUGCUCUCAGUUGAAGAAGUAAAAUUUUAG
Blepharisma stoltei is the source of this 6047-nucleotide messenger RNA. Lineage: Eukaryota; Ciliophora; Heterotrichea; Heterotrichida; Blepharismidae. The record is from the annotation of a GenBank genome assembly.